Molecule: messenger RNA, 657 nt
Organism: Talaromyces atroroseus
Lineage: Eukaryota; Fungi; Ascomycota; Eurotiomycetes; Eurotiales; Trichocomaceae
Exons: 2
Coding region: 1-657 (218 amino acids)
Biological process (GO): UDP-N-acetylglucosamine biosynthetic process
Cellular component (GO): Golgi apparatus; endoplasmic reticulum-Golgi intermediate compartment; endoplasmic reticulum
Molecular function (GO): glucosamine 6-phosphate N-acetyltransferase activity; monosaccharide binding
Source: RefSeq, a predicted model, not a curated record
AUGACCACCGACCUCUACUCUGUCCCUGCCGCCAACGGCGUUGAAUCAAAUCUACUCCGCACUGCCCCUUCGGACGAUGCUACAGCAAGCAGUAGCAACAGUUACAAGCCCAAUGGCACAUACCAGAAACCGGAAUCAAGUCAGUCGGAAGCAGAGCAACAGCAAGAAGAAUUAUUUUCGCCUUCCCUCAUUUCUCCCGAAAUCCUAGCAGUCUUGCCAGAAGGCUACACUGCCCGCCCACUACGCCGCUCCGACUUUCACCUAGGCUACCUCGAUGUUUUGCGCGUGUUGACAACCGUCGGUGAUAUUACAGAGGCUAUGUGGAAUGAGCGAUAUGAUUACCUCUACAAGCGCAAUGACGAAUACUAUCUGAUUGUGAUAUGUGAUGGUGCAGGCAAGAUCGUGGGCACGGGAAGUUUGAUCGUCGAACGUAAAUUCAUUCACAGUCUGGGUCUGGUCGGCCAUAUUGAGGAUAUUGCUGUUGCCCAAGACCAGCAGGGCAAGAAAUUGGGACUGAGGAUUAUUCAGACACUCGAUUAUGUUGCCGCCAAGGUUGGGUGUUACAAGUCUAUCCUGGACUGCUCCGAAGUAAAUGAAGGCUUUUACAUCAAGUGCGGCUUCAGGCGCGCUGGCCUUGAAAUGGCGCACUACUACUGA